Molecule: messenger RNA, 246 nt
Organism: Gongylonema pulchrum
Lineage: Eukaryota; Metazoa; Nematoda; Chromadorea; Rhabditida; Gongylonematidae
Source: the annotation of a GenBank genome assembly
AUGAAAUUAUAUUGGAGCAAUGAAACAGCGGAACUAAAACAAGCAGUAGAAUUAAUUACAUCCUGGAAAGCAAGGUCGGGACAAUCGGUACACAUGGCAGCUGAAAUGACAGAAAUGUUACUAAGAGCAGUGAUAAUGGAUAGACACACAGCAGAUAACGACUGGAUGGAAAAAGGCAAUGUUCAGCUGGCUUAUUGCGCUGCCAUCAUCCGGUAUGUAUGUGGGAAGCAUGAAUUUUUUUUAUAA